AUGGCAGCAAAUUCGACCGAAACAUUCCUAAAUGUAAGUGCAACGAAUUCCACUCAACAGUUUCUCGAUACCAUUGUAAAAAAAUCUGACACAGCUCUCGAAAGUAUUGCAACAUUUAUCGAUGCGUUUGUCGAUAAUACAGUACAAAAUUCAACUGAACCAUAUUUUAAUAUCAAUGCAACAAAUAUAACUGAAGAAGUACUGGACAUUAUUGGUGUGAAACCAUAUGAACAAUUUUUCGAUGUAAUAUCAGCGUGUAUGCUCGUCAUUGUUGCGUUGGUUGGAACUACCGGUAAUUUUAAAGUGUGUAAUAUUGUCUACAGUAACAAGGAACUAAGAACCUCCGCGAACUUUCAACUCGUAUCGUUAGCUAUAACAGAUCUGUUAGUUUGUAUCUUAACAUCAUCGCUGCGGUUUAGUUUAACAGUGAAAAGUCUUCUAUAUGGGGAAAUCAACAUAAAAGGUCCGUUUUGUACAAGUCAAAUAUUUAUUUUUUACUUCUCAACCGUCACAACUGUAGUUUCUUUGGGAGCUAUCAGUGUUUCGAGGGCGAUAGGUGUAGCAGAUAAGUUUACACCACGCACCAAGAAAAUGGUGACCAUCUGUUCGAUCACUGUAUGUUGGACUACAGGGUUUGGAUAUGCCACAUGGAAGGCAUGGGCCGGGGAAGACCUCUCGUGCAAUUUAGAACCCAUAGGUCAGGAAGUAAAAACCGCAACAAGAGGUGCCGUAAUCAUAGUAUUUCUAACACUGUGUACAAUGGUUGUGUCAUAUUCCUACAUCUACCGCGUGAUCAAUCGACAUGAGAAAUCAUUUCAACGAGCUAUGAAGGCAGCAGGCAAUAGCCAGCAAAGUCAACGCAAACCAAUGGACCUUUCGACACUGAAG
Molecule: messenger RNA, 888 nt
Organism: Saccoglossus kowalevskii
Lineage: Eukaryota; Metazoa; Hemichordata; Enteropneusta; Harrimaniidae
Product: D(1A) dopamine receptor-like
Source: RefSeq, a predicted model, not a curated record